UGUGUGUGUGUGUGUGUGUAUGUGUGUGUGUGUGUGUGUGUAUGUAUGUAUGUAUGUAUGUAUGUUUGGUCUGGACCAGCUUCUGCCAGCCCCUGGCCUUUUACUUUCUUCCUUGCCUAUGCAGGGCAAACAAAAUGUGAAAUUCUGCCCUCAGCUGAGCUGAGUAAGGGCUCCUGGGGGUUGGCUGGAGAUGGGUGUGGCAUCUGUCCAGGCCUCGAACAGCCUCAAGACAGUGCUGGCAAAGCUGCAGUAUUGAGAUGCUAAGGAGUUGAUGCCACCUCUUUGUCUUCCCCUGAAGGAGAACAUGGGGAUAAUAAGGGUGUGUGCCCACAACACUCUAGGUGCAGAGCCCCUGUGGCACAGUAUUAGAGGGUGUGAGUGGGAUUACCCUGAAGUGGGGAUUUUAAUGAUGGAAGCAGGCAGAGCCUGGUGGGUGAUUCUGUCAACAGAAAAUUGCAAUCAUGCAGGGGCUGGGAGGGUUAGGAUGAAAAUGUGGGGCCAUUGGAGGCCCACUGUGGGUGGGAGGGAGCUGAUUUUGGGGUGGGGGUGGGACAAGAGGGCAAUACUGAAGGGGUUAAACAGGUUUUUGCUCUUCAUGCAUUUGUUUGCCUGGGCCCAGGAUUGGAGGGCUUCACACCAAUACCCUGUGUAUACAAGAAUCAAGAUUUAUAAUACUUCCCCUUUUUUGUUACGUAUGAACACUAUAAACCAAAUUAUUUUGAAAACUGGUGCAUCACCUUGUUCUUAGCAAUAAAAUGUGUUGAGCAGAGGAUUGGCUGGCUGCCCCAAGGAGCCCAGGUGGGGGUAUCUCCAGACUUGGGUUUUGGAGCAGGGCUGUGAAUUAUAAGACACAUCAGUAAGGCAGUCUCUAUUAAGUUCCAGAGUGGGUCCUUUCCUUGUCAAGCUCUGUAUUAGGCCAAGUAUGGUGGGUCAUGGGGAACAGGGGCACUUCUGGCUCUGAGUACCUCUUUGUUGUGCUUCCUCUGCCUUAGAGUUGGGCAGGAUGAGGUAACAGAAAGCACCAGACCAAUGAGUUUUCUAAACAGAGUAGCUCACCGCUGCCCCAUUUGAGGUAUCUUCAUUGAGCUGGCCUAAGUUCACGCCAGCAUCUGUGUUCUAUACAAAUUGUGGGACCAGUGUGAAGGGUGGGGUGCAUUUUAUUUAGCUGCUUGAGAAGCAAGGGACUCAACCUCCAGUGGGAUCCUAAGAUUGCUCUCCAAGCUGUCUAGUUGGUGAGAAACUUCCCUGGAAGAAGACCCAGUCCCCUUUGCCUGGUGGGUCCCUGAGUUCAAAGUGUACAAAGAUGGGAGCCAUAGAGCAGGGAGGGGCAAUGAAGAGGUGCAGGACCUGGGUUCCCUGAAACUGCUCCAGCUGGCUCUUGGACAGCCAGGCACUUCCUGUGGCAUGGCCCUGUCCAGGUGCAGGAGAGGCUUGGGUCAGCUCAGCUAUUCUGGAUGCUUAUGUCCCCGGGGGUUGUGAGGUGGUUGCUACUUGGAAUCUCAUUGUAGAGAAAGGGAGGUCCAGGAGGUGAUGCUUUUCUAUGUCAGCUCCCUCCUGGGGCCCAGAGAGGGAAGCUGACUUUUUUUUUUUUUUUUUUGCCCACACUUCACUGGGAUUCCCAGGGGAUGUAGCAGGGGAGGGUGGGCAGAACCAGGCCUUAAGAGGAUUGGUGAGAGAGCACAAUCCACUAAUCCAUACGCCUUUGGAAGAGGAACACUUCACUGGCCUUUUUACAAAGGGUCCCUGCCUCUUGACCUCACUGCUUCCAAGGGUUGGUGCCGGGUUUAAUCUCAGCAGAGUUCUUAUUUAACAGCUGACCAGUUUUCCAGUAACUGCACUUUUUAUUAAUAACUCUUAGGAAGCUGAAAUUCAGUUGAUCCAAAUCAUGCAGACCGGCCUGUUAUCUCCCUUACUGGCUGCAUAUGCAGUCAGGCCGAUCUUAGAGAACUGGCCCCAGUCAAAGGCCGUACUUCCCGGCCUGCCAGCCCCUUCCUGCCUUAGGCAGCUCUUCCCAGAAGCCUUUUUGUUAGGGCAAACUUUCUUCCCUUAGUAAGAUAGGGCUUUUGGAUCCAAGGUUGUAGUUUAGAGACCUCCACCCAGACUUUGUUGAGGAAUUAAGUUUGAAAUUCUGCUCCAUGGGGAUAAAGCCAGGGCUCUGCCGCAGGAAUGAAAAAGUGGGGUGGGAAGGGUGCAAAGUGUAUGUGGGGCUUGGAGGCCCUGUGCCGUGCCCGGACUAAAAAUGUUCUGUUAGUCUCUGAAGUUAACGCUCACCUUCGUGCCCCUUACCCACCAGGGUCCCCGGAGGUCCGAAGCUCUCGACCUCAGUGAGCGGACUGGCUGCGCUCAUGACCUGGAGGGCGAAAAUAAGGCGUCCCUCGGCGUGAAGUGGCCGUGACCACCCUAGCACUUUCCCUUCCCCCGCGCGGGCAACGAAACAGGCCCUCCAGGGGACUGUGCGUCCCUCUGGGUCGUGAAGCCGGGGGAGUAGGGUUCCUCUAGACUACCCGACGUGCCUGGGAAAGCCAUACGCGCCGAGCCUCACGCUCCACACUUCCCCCAGCAGUGGUCCCGCUGUAGGCGGGAUGGGCGGGCCGGCAAAUCCGCGGCUCCUGCGCUAUUGGGCCGCUCGGGGCAACGCAGCUCCGCAUUGGUCAAGCCCUUGCUCCGCCCGGCUUGCGCGCGCCCAUUGGUCGCAGGCGCCCGACCGGGUCGCAGCCGCGCGCUCCGCCCGCCGCUGCGUCCCCACUAUGGCGGCGCCCAUGGAGCCCAUCGCGUCGUGGGCGCCCGCCGGGGUCCCCCGCGGCUGUCGCCGCUCCCUGCGCCGCCGCCUCCGCCUUCCUGCCCCGCGUCGGGCCGGGCGCCACCUACGCCCUGUCUCCCUCUCUGCUGUGGUCAUGUAGGAAAUCGUAAAUCAUGUGAAGAUGGGACUCUUGGUAUUUGUGCGCAAUCUGCUGCUAGCCCUUUGCCUCUUUCUGGUACUGGGAUUUUUGUAUUAUUCUGCGUGGAAGCUACACCUACUCCAGUGGGAGGAGGACUCCAAGUAUGAUCGAUUGGGCUUCCUCCUGAAUCUGGACUCUAAGCUGCCUGCUGAAUUAGCCACUAAGUACGCAAACUUUUCAGAGGGAGCUUGCAAGCCCGGCUAUGCUUCAGCCUUGAUGACGGCCAUCUUCCCCCGGUUCUCCAAGCCAGCACCCAUGUUCCUGGAUGACUCCUUUCGCAAGUGGGCUCGAAUCCGGGAGUUUGUGCCGCCUUUUGGGAUCAAAGGUCAAGACAAUCUGAUCAAAGCCAUCUUGUCAGUCACCAAAGAGUACCGCCUGACCCCUGCCUUGGACAGCCUUCGCUGCCGCCGCUGCAUCAUCGUGGGCAAUGGGGGCGUUCUUGCCAACAAGUCUCUGGGGUCACGAAUUGACGACUAUGACAUUGUGGUGAGACUGAACUCAGCACCAGUGAAAGGCUUUGAGAAGGACGUGGGCAGCAAAACGACACUGCGAAUCACCUACCCCGAGGGCGCCAUGCAGCGGCCUGAGCAGUACGAGCGUGAUUCCCUCUUUGUCCUCGCUGGCUUCAAGUGGCAGGACUUUAAGUGGUUGAAAUACAUCGUCUACAAGGAGAGAGUGUCCUGGACGCACAAUAUCCAGCGAGAGAAAGAGUUUCUGCGGAAGCUGGUGAAAGCUCGUGUCAUCACUGAUCUAAGCAGUGGCAUCUGAGUGGGCCCAGCACACGGCCAUAGAGGCCAAGCACCACCAGGAGCAAGCAGCAGCCAGCGCCACCUAAACAGGAGUCUUCAGACCCAGAGAAGGACAGUGCCAGGGCCCCAGGGGCAGCGAGGCCUCGGUGGAGCAGCCAGAGCUAUGUCUGUUCAGCAGCCAGCCUCAGAGACCAGCACGCAGCCCCUCUCAGCCUGGGUCCUUGACGCCAGAGGGCCAGCAGGCUACUGGCUGUGCCCAGCAGGCCUAGCACGCAGGCGGUGGGACACUGGGCAGCAAGGCUGCUGCCGGAACCACUUCUCCAAUCAGUGUUUGAUGUAUUAUCAUUUUGUGAAUUUGGGAAGGGGGGAGGGUGGGGAUAAUUUAUUUUUAAAUAAGGUUGGAGAUGUCAAGUUGGAUCCACUUGCCAUGCAGGAAGAGGCCCACUAGAGGGCCCAUCAGGCAGUGGUACCAGUGAGCUCCCUGUGGGGCAGGAGUGCCAUGACCGGCCUGUACCCUC
Molecule: messenger RNA, 4206 nt
Organism: Sapajus apella (tufted capuchin)
Lineage: Eukaryota; Metazoa; Chordata; Mammalia; Primates; Cebidae
Gene: ST3GAL3
Product: ST3 beta-galactoside alpha-2,3-sialyltransferase 3
Exons: 9
Coding region: 2922-3707 (261 amino acids)
Molecular function (GO): sialyltransferase activity
Source: RefSeq, a predicted model, not a curated record